Molecule: messenger RNA, 936 nt
Organism: Oikopleura dioica
Lineage: Eukaryota; Metazoa; Chordata; Appendicularia; Copelata; Oikopleuridae
Source: the annotation of a GenBank genome assembly
AUGGCUGAGCUUUUGAAAGACCCGGAACAUGUCAAAUCGCAGGAAUAUUUUGGCCUCGAUCGAAAUUGGGCUUUGGUCGGUAUUGAUGAUGUUCCUGAUUGGAUGAUAAGUUCUCGUUAUCUUCUUGGCUCAAUGCGACCGCCGCUAGAAUCAUUCAAAUUGUGCUACAGCUCUUGGUUUCGAUUGCAUACUGAAACUGGCAACAUUUGGUCGCAUUUUCUAGGCUUUAUUGGAUUCAUUGUUUUAUUUUUUGUUGCAAUUUUCAACCCACUUAGUAUUAGUAUUUUGGAGAAUAUUUUGAUAUGCUUAUCAGUUGCCUCUGCCACGCUCUGCUUCGCCUUUUCCUUCCACUUCCACACAGUUCGAUGCCAUUCCCCGAAAAUCGCCAAGCACUCCGAAAAACUCGACUACACCGGAAUCCUGUUUUACGCGCUUUUCGGAUUUUUGCCGAUCAUCUUUUUCUCCUUUCGCUGUGAUUCAACGACGCAAUCUGCUUACAUGAUCACUUUGUGCGUUGUUUCUGUUGGCAUUUUGACGAUGAGCAGAUUCAAGGCUUUUGGAAGGACGGAGUACAGACCGUGUCGGGCUGUUGCUUUUAUGAGUCUUGGGCUUUUGACAAUUUUUCCGACGUUUCAUGCUUAUUUUAAGCACGGAAUCGAUGUUGCUUUUAAUGAAGAAGCCUUUUCAUUGCUCUGCAUAUUCUUCUCUUCUGGAACCACAGGAGUCCUCAUUUACGCUACUGAAGUUCCAGAGCGAUUCUUCCCCGGAAAAUUCGAUAUUUUCUUCCAUAGCCAUCAAAUUUUUCACAUUUUCGCCGUCGGAGCCGGAGCAGUUCAUUUCCUGGCGAUUCGAGAGCUACAGAGCUUUCAUUCUGACCCGUGUCCUGUUGGAGGAUGGGCAUCCGAAAAUUUCACACUGACAAAUAGUCUUCCUUGA